Neomonachus schauinslandi (Hawaiian monk seal) is the source of this 1550-nucleotide messenger RNA. RefSeq names its product stromal membrane-associated protein 1-like. The record is from RefSeq and is a predicted model, not a curated record. Gene Ontology annotation, molecular function: GTPase activator activity; metal ion binding. NCBI's taxonomy places the organism in Eukaryota, Metazoa, Chordata, Mammalia, Carnivora, Phocidae. Gene Ontology annotation, biological process: regulation of clathrin-dependent endocytosis.
AUGGUGACAGGCUCCUGCCGGGAGAAGGCUCAGAAGCUGAAGGAGCAGCACCAGCUCAUCCUGCCCAAGCUGCUGAGGGAGGAGGACAAAAAGUACUGCACCGACUGUGAGUCCAAAGGUCCUCGAUGGGCUUCCUGGAAUAUUGGUGUAUUUAUUUGCAUCAGAUGUGCUGGAAUCCAUGGAAAUCUUGGGGUUCAUAUAUCCAGGGUCAAGUCAGUCAACCUAGACCAAUGUACACCACAACAGAUACAGUGCAUGCAAGAUACGGAAAAUACUAAAGCAAGACUACUCUAUGAAGCCAAUCUUCCAGAGAACUUUCAAAGACCACAGACAGAUCAAGCAGUGGAAUUUUUCAUCAGAGAUAAAUAUGAAAAGAAGAAAUACUACGAUAAAAAUGUAAUAGCUAUUACAAAUAAAGAAAAGAAAAAAAAAAAAAGAAGAGAAAAAGAAAAGGAGCCAGAAAAGCCUGCAAAACCUCUUACAACUGAAAAGCUGCAGAAGAAAGAUCAGCAGUUGGAGCCCAAAAAAAGUACCAGCCCUAAAAAAGCUGUGGAGCCCACUGUUGAUCUUUUAGGACUUGAUGGCCCUGCUGAGGCACCAGUGACCAAUGGGAACACAACCACGGUGCCGUCCCUGAACGAUGAUCUAGACAUCUUUGGACCAAUGAUCUCUAAUCCCUUACCUGCAACUGUCAUACCCCCAACUGAGGGGAUGCCCUCUAUACCUGCAGCUGCCACUUUGUCUACAGUAAUAUCUGGAGAUCUGGAUCUCUUCACCGAGCAAGCUACAAAGUCAGAAGAGGUGGCAAAGAAACAACUCUCCAAAGAACCUUUAUAUGGUACAGGAACCAUUCAGCAGCAGAGUACUCCUGGUGUGUUUAUGGGACCCACAAAUACACCUGCAGCUCCUGGCCUUCUCGGAAAUGUGAUGGGACAGAGUGCAAGCAUGAUGGUGGGCAUGCCCAUGCCAAAGGGGUUUAUGGGAAAUGCACAAACUAGUGUGAUGCCACUUCCUCCAAAUGUGGUUGGCCCCCAAGGAGGAAUGGUGGGACAGAUGGGUGCACCCCAGAGUAAGUCUGGCCUGCCGCAAGCUCAGCAGCCCCAGUGGAACCUCUCACAGAUGGAUCAGCAAAUGGCUGGCAUGAGUAUCAGUAGUACGAACCCAGCAGUGGGUUUUGGCCAGCCCCCCAACACAACAGCAGGAUGGUCUAGAAGCUCAUCGGGUCAGACUCUCAGCACACAGCUGUGGAAGUGAAAACUGCAGUGCAAGUUUCAUCCAGAACUACCACCUGACACUCCUUGCUAAAACGCAUCUAGUUCCCCUGUUUAUUCAUGUACAUAUAUUUUUUUUCUUUUUCCUCAUUUGUUCAUAUUAAGAAUUAUCUGACUGACCGUGUUGGUCUGUACUGAUUAAAUUUGAUGUGAAAAGCAGGUUGAGAAACCAUUUUAUGUCAAGGGCAGCUUUGCUCAUUUCCCAUGAUUUCAUAAACCACAUUAUUUGAGAAGCUGCUCAGUCAACUUGCAGUAUCAGUUUUACUCUCAAUAAAAUUA